AUGACCUGUAUCAUCUUUAUAUUUUUAUCUAUUCUGUGUUGGAGUGCUCUUGGAGCAAAAAUAGCUCUAUUCCCAUCCACAGGAUGUUUCAGCCACGAUGUAAUGAUGAAACAGGUCGGCUCUCAACUCGACGAAAAUGGCAACAACAUCACAUGGAUUCAAACGUAUCUUUACGAUUUUGGAUUCGGUGAAAUUCCACUUCCAGACCAUUGGAAUCGAAUGUCAAUAGUCGGAAUUGAUGAGAGAGCCAACUACCUACAAGAGAACACAGGAAGAUUGAUAUGGAGACAAAAUGUACCAUUUGAUUUCGAUCGCCCUUUCAAUAUACAAGGAAUCAAGGACUUUGUGGUAAUGUUGCAACGACAUCAGGAGUAUUGCACAGUUAUGAUGGACGAUCCCAGAUAUCAACGUCUGAGAAAUGAGAACGUAUCGGUGGCGGUAUUGGAUCACUUCUUGCAGGAAUGCAUGGGAGGUCUUGCCCAUCUCCUCAACGCUUCCGUCAUCCAAUUCUCCAACUGGCCACUUUCAGACGGCUACGUAACAUCUUUGAAUCUUCCAGCAUCACCAGCAUCUGUUCCUAAAACUGGUACUCGUCUCUCAAGUAACACGAUGAGUUUUCUUCAAAGAUGCCAAAACGUACUAUUUCAUAUUGCCAUUAUGGUUACUCGUUUCGUUCAAAUGAACACACUUGAUACAAUGUUUGCCAAGAGAAAUUAUCCAUGGAUCCAAGUUGAAUUGAACGAAGCUCAACGUCCGAUUUUCGCCAGUAGAGCUGAAAUGAUUUUCGAACCAAUUCGUCCCAUCAAUAACCGAAUCAAGUUCUUUGGAGCUGCAUCUACCAUGGCUCCAGAAAACUAUAUCAGCUCAUCGGAACAUUUCAACAUUCACCCGUCCACUGUUUCCUUCACUGAUCCUGUUAUUUUAAGAAGUAAUAUUUCAAAUAUCUCCGCGGAAUGUGCCACGUGUCAUCGUCCACAAAAUUCAAAACUUAGAAGACGUUCUUGGAUGUUCAAUAUGGUUUCUGACCGUACCAUUGUUCAUCAGAGACAAUUGGAAAUGAGAGAAAAGUAUCAAACGAUUGAUUGGGAUCGAGUGCAUUCUGAGAAGUUUGUAUUAGUCACUUUUGGAAGUGUCGCUCAAGUGGAUAAAAUGCACUUUGAACUCCUGGAAUCUCUUCUCGAAACUUUCUCAAAACAGCCUGGACUUAUCAUCUGGCAAUCGAAUUUAUCAACAGAAGACAUCAAGCGAAUCCAUAAUCUAACUGUUCCUGACAACGUUAUGGUUAGCUCUUGGGUCCCAAUCAAAGAACUUUUGGCUCAUGACAAUAUAGAAUUCCUUAUUUGUCAUGGAGGAAUCAAUACUGUCAAUGAAUUGGGUCUUUUUGGUGUUCCAGUACUUGGUGUGCCUCUUCAAGGAGAUCAAGCUUCGAAUUUGGCAAGAGUUGUGGAUUUGGGUGCAGCCGAGUUGAUGACAAUUAUUGAGUUGAAUGAUGGGAAGUUGGAUGAGAUGAUGGGCAAGAUGAGACAGAAUUUAUCAAGGUACUGGUCGCGAAGCGAGAAGCUAGCCAAGAUGCUUGCACAACACCGCGAAUUUCACGAUGGAUACCAGAAAUUCUGGCUCAACUGGGUGGCCCGUCACGGGAAACAAAAUGAAAACAAGCGAUUCGUGAGAUAUGAAUACUUGGGAGACAUGGAUAAUCGUCUCUGGAUGACUAUCUUCGGUUCGAUUUCUUUGAUAAUUUUUCUAGUUUCUUUCUAG
This is a messenger RNA of Caenorhabditis briggsae, 1758 nucleotides long. Gene Ontology annotation, molecular function: UDP-glycosyltransferase activity. Lineage: Eukaryota; Metazoa; Nematoda; Chromadorea; Rhabditida; Rhabditidae. The transcript has 8 exons. The coding region runs from base 1 to 1758 and encodes 585 amino acids. The record is from RefSeq and is a predicted model, not a curated record.